Molecule: messenger RNA, 2709 nt
Organism: Brettanomyces bruxellensis
Lineage: Eukaryota; Fungi; Ascomycota; Pichiomycetes; Pichiales; Pichiaceae
Exons: 1
Coding region: 1-2709 (902 amino acids)
Biological process (GO): protein import into nucleus
Cellular component (GO): cytoplasm; nucleus
Molecular function (GO): small GTPase binding; nuclear import signal receptor activity
Source: RefSeq, a predicted model, not a curated record
AUGGGUAUUACAGAAUUUCUCGAAAACGCAAUCUUAAACCCGGACACCUCAGCUCGUCAGGCGGCUGAGGCUAAGCUUGCUGAACUGGCAUCCGAGAACUGGGUUGCAUACUUGGGUCAGCUUGUGGAAGUAUUAGGUGAUGAAUCGCAGAAGACAGAGGUGAGGAUGUUGGCCGGUUUGGGAGCAAAGAACGAGUUAACAUCGAAGAAUGUCAUUAAGAGGCGCCAGCAGGCAGAGAGGUGGCUUCAGAUAGAUACCGACUCUCGGCAAAAGAUCAAAAACAUCUCUUUGCAGGCUCUUUUGACCCAGGAUGACAGGGUGGCGAAUCAGGCAGCUCAACUUGUCGCGGCAAUUGCUAGCAUUGAACUGCCACGUGACGAGUGGCCCCAGUUGAUGCACGUGAUAGUGGAAAACACCAAGACGGAUCGCCCAGUGAACGUGAAGCGUGCAUCAUUGUUGACAAUCGGCUACAUUUGCGAGAGUUCCGAUCCGACAAAUCCACAGGUUGCAGCACAGUCCAACGGUAUCUUGAUUGCAAUUGUUCAAGGUGCCCAAUCGUCGGAGCCCUCAGCCGUGGUGCGCCGUACUGCUCUCGAGGCCUUGGUGAACUCAUUGGAGUUUAUAUCGGGCAACUUUGCAAGGGAAGGCGAGAGAAACUACAUUAUGCAGGUUGUUUGUGAGGCUGCAGCCACAGAUUCGGAUACUGCUCUUCAGGCGGUUGCGUUUGGUGCGUUGGCCAAGAUCAUGAGUCUCUACUACGAGUACAUGGGUGUGUACAUGGAGAAGGCAUUGUACGGACUCACAGUCAAUGGAAUGAGAAGUGCCGAUGACCAUGUUGCCUGCAUGGCGGUUGAGUUUUGGUCCACAGUCUGUGAAGAGGAGCUGGCCAUCCAGCUUGGCGAUUCUGGUGACGUGGCAGGUGGCAAUGGUGAGCAGGGCAUGGGGGAGAACGGGAACGGAAAUGCAAACGCAAACGCAAACGCAAACGGAUCGUCUCCUCUCCUGUACAACUUCGUACUUGUCGCAAUCUCAGACGUCCUCCCUACGCUUCUCAGCCUUUUGAUGAGGCAGAACGAGGAUAGCGAUGAUGAUUCGUGGUCUGUGGCUAUGGCAGCAGGUGCCUGCUUGCAGCUUUUUGCACAGGAUACCGGGAACUAUGUGGUCAGGCCAACAUUGCAGUUUGUAGAGCAGAACCUUGCUGGCCAGGAGUGGCGGCAGAAGGAGGCCGCAGUUAUGGCCUUUGGAUCCAUCCUCGAUGGUCCAGAUCGCUCUGAACUACGUACUGUCAUCGCCCAGGCACUCCCUGCCAUCUUGCGGUUGAUCACCGAUGAUUCUCUUGCAGUCCGCGAGACCGUGUCAUGGUGCCUCGGACGUAUCACGGAUCUUGUCGUGGAUGCCAUCGAUAUCCAGAAUAUGUUACCGAACUUGGUCCAGGCAGUCUUGUUUGGCUUCCAGAACGAUCCCAAAGUCGUCACGAACUGCUGCUGGACCCUCAUCAACUUGCUUGAGCAGCUUUGCCACGAUGCUCAGCAGCAACAGAGCUCUCCUCUUUCACAGUACUUCACGCAGCUUGUUCCUGCAAUUCUACAGGUUAGUGGCCGUGAUGAUAACGACGGCGGUGCAAGGACUUCUUCAUACGAGGCUUUAUCAUCGCUUGUCCUCUACAGUGCCCAGUGUGACGUCCAGUUUGUUCAGCAGAUCGCCACCGAGGGAAUAAACAGGUUGACUGCCACGAUGAAUAGUGUCGGUACCGAUGCUGGCAAGGAUGUAAGUGGAUCCGCCGGGUUCCAUGUGUCGGCCGAGUUGGAAGAGUUUCAAUCCAACAUUUUGUCGCUGAUGACCAACGUCAUUCGCCGGAUGGGCACGGAUGCUGCCUCUGCAGCAGACCAGCUUAUGGAAAUAUACCUCAAGUUGCUAUCAAUGCAGCCCGGGGACUCGGUCAUCGAUGAGGACAUAUUCAUGGCUGUUUCUGCUGUUGCGUCUGCCGUGGAUGCAGACUUCGUGAAAUACAUGCCUUCGUUCUUGCCCUUCCUCACCAAAGCUCUUGAGGAUGUCGACUCUCCGGUCUGCGAUGCAGCUAUCGGUAUAGUAGUCGAUAUAUGCCAUUCUUUGGGCGACAAGUUCAUUUCCUACUGCCAGGGAUUCAUGGCUAUCUUGGGAAACACGUUGUCCAAUCCACAUGUCCGCCGUGAGCUCCGCCCGUUGAUAUUAUCGUGCUUUGGCGAUAUCGCUUCUUCCAUAGGAACGGAAUUUAUACAGUACCUUGAUGUUGUCAUGGGAAUAUGCAAAUCCGCACAGAAUUUGCAGGCUGUUCCUGAGGAUGAGACGAACCCAGACAUGUCCGAUGACUUCGACGACUAUCUUCUAAAUGUGAGAGAGUCUGUUUUGGAUGCCUAUGUCGGAAUAGUGGCUGGCUUGCACGAUUCUCCAGACAGCUUGUUCCAGUACCUUGUUCAGAUCGCGCAGUUCCUAAUGUCUGUGUACACCGACCCGCAGUUAUCUUCAAAUGAAAGCGUUUCAAGGUCUGCAGUUGGCAUGAUAGGUGAUUUGGCACAAAUGUAUCCGGAUGGCCGUUGGAAGGAAUUUUUCGCCCAGAAUUGGGUUACCGACUUCAUUCGCCGUACCAGGGGUAACCAAAACUUCAGCAAACUUACGAGAGAUACUGCUAGAUGGGCAAGAGAGCAGCAAAAACUACAGCUAAGAAACUGA